CGACUUAGUAGGUGAGAUGGGAGAUGGAGUCACAAACGAGGCUUUAGCAACGGUUAGCUUAAUCCGCCUUUCUGAGGUGUUUGAGAAGAAUCUGUAUUGGGGGGUCAGGAAAAGGAGGUUUGUCUUUUUAAGAUAACCACCGAUAAAAGGCAAAGAGAGGACUUGUGCUGGGAGGUCUGAUGAGGGAGAGACUGGGAAUGUGGUAUAUGAUGAUGGUAAAGCAGAUUAAGAGAGUGGUGUUGCUGAAAUGAACUUUAGUAAAGGUAACGUUGUUUUGAACUGUGAAGGAAGCAAUUAAUGGAAUGCAGUUAUAUGAACAGCCCUUCCGUUGGGGCCGACAAGACCCAAGUUAAGCUCCCCUGUCUGUUAUUUAAUUUGACAUUUACAGAGGAGACACUAAAUCAGUAGAGGAUGGAAAAGGGAGACAGCAGCAGGCCGAUCUCUUUGGGAUUUUUUGCGGAAUGGAGUUUAGCCUUCUGGACUCUUUGCUCCAUCAUCGUACCUGUACUGAUCACCUUGUGGUGGAGCUUUCGGCGAUCGCGGAGGCAAGGGCUGGUGCAGGACAUCUUACGCAAAAGCAAGCAUGAUUGGCAGUAUGUGGACCUGUUUAGCCAGCCCACCUACUGUUGCAUCUGCUCUCAGCAUAUCCUCCAGGGAGCUUUCUGCAACUGCUGUGGGCUGUGUGUGGAUGAAGGUUGCCUGAAGAAGGCUGACCGCCGUUUCUUCUGCAAGGAGAUCAUGAUGAGUGGUGGAGGCGGGGUGUCCAUGACACACCACUGGAUACGAGGCAAUGUUCCACUGUGCAGCUACUGUGUGGUGUGCAAGCAGCAGUGUGGCACUCAACCCAAGCUUUGCGAUUACAGGUGCAUCUGGUGUCAGAAUACCGUUCACGACGAAUGUAUGCAGAAUUCUUUAAAGAAUGAGACCUGUGAACUGGGAGAAUUUUGCAACUUAAUUAUCCCACCAUAUUACUUGUUCAGCAUCAGUCAGAUGCGUAAAGACAAAAAAACGGACUAUAGCAAGUUAGCUUCCCCUUACAGAAAAGAUUGGACUCCAUUGCUAAUCCUGGCUAAUACUCGGAGCGGCAACAAUAUGGGCGAAACAUUGCUGGGACAAUUUAAGAUCUUGCUAAACCCAGUUCAGAUUUUUGAUCUAACCAAAACAACCCCUGCAAAGGCACUCCAGCUCUGCUCCUGGCUGCCUUUCAAUGCCGCUCGUGUCCUCGUCUGUGGUGGGGAUGGCACCGUGGGCUGGGUCUUGGAUGCCAUUGAUGACAUGAAGAUCAAGGGGCAAGAGCAGUAUGUCCCACAGGUUGCGAUCUUGCCCCUGGGAACGGGCAAUGACCUGUCUAAUACCCUGGGCUGGGGUGCUGGCUAUGCCGGAGAGGUCCCCGUGGAGCAAAUCCUACGCAAUGUCAUGGAGGCUGAUGGAGGCAAGCUGGACAGGUGGAAAGUCCAGGUAACAAAUAAAGGAUACUACAAUUUAAGAAAGCAAAAGGUCUUCACAAUGAACAACUAUUUUUCUAUAGGGCCAGAUGCUCUUAUGGCUCUGAAUUUUCAUGCACAUCGUGAGAAGUCUCCCUCUCUGUUUUCCAGUAGGAUUAUUAACAAGGCAGUUUAUUUUUUCUAUGGAACCAAAGAUUGUUUAGUGCAGGAAUGUAAGGAUUUGAACAAAAAGAUUGAGCUAGAAUUGGAUGGAGAGAGACUCAACCUGCCUAAUUUGGAAGGGAUCAUCGUUCUGAAUAUCGGCUACUGGGGAGGUGGCUGUAGGCUAUGGGAAGGCAUGGGAGAUGAGCUUUAUCCUCUGGCAAGGCAUGAUGAUGGCUUGCUGGAAGUUGUUGGUGUCAACGGCUCUUUCCACUGCGCACAGAUUCAAGUGAAGUUAGCAAAUCCUGUCCGGCUGGGGCAGGCCCAUACCGUGAGGCUGAUUCUGAAGCAUUCCAAGAUGCCAAUGCAAGUGGAUGGAGAGCCCUGGGCACAGGGGCCUUGUACCGUCACCAUAACGCAUAAGACCCACGCGCUGAUGCUGUCCCACUCAGGUGAACAGACGGAUGAUGAAGUGUCCAGCGUCUCUGAACAGGAGCUGGCCAAGGACCAGACGGAGGAAGACACAUGGGACUCGGCCAGGUUUUGACGUGGGCAGUGGUGAAUGCAGCUUGGUUCUUGCUGAAGAGCUUUAGCUGUAGCUAUUCCGUCUCAAGUAAGCCUCUAAAUGCCAUACCAUCAGCAUAGGAGUAACACAAGCCAUGCUUCUAGGGAUUAAAGAAACCUAACCCAGGCUUAAAUUCAGCAAGCACCUUUGCUUUGGUCUGUAGUAUUAAAGUGGGGAGGGCAAACCUUCAUGGUAACUUAUUCUCGGUGCUCUGCAGGUUAUAUGCCUCUUCAGAUCUUAGAGCUUGUUGGGCUUAGUUCUGUGGAACAGCUGCCAUUAUUUGUAAUGGCAGAGAUCUAAUUUUGAGGAGUAUGUAACAAUAGGCUAUCCUUUGUGCAUAGUAUGGUCUUGGUGCUUGGUCUCCUGGCAUGGCUAAGAGACUGGAAGAGCCUCCUCGGCUGAUACACUCUUUCCUUGUCUCCCUACUGAUUUUUAGACCACUGUUAUAGUUGCACUGGGAUUAACAUGGUUAAUCCUGGAAAAAAUCUAAGGCAGGUUGGCAAUUUGUACUCACUCCAUAGUAGGAUCACCAGUUUUGCAUUUUGCACAACUAGAUCUCACAGCCAGUUAAAAACAAUUGCAUGUCACAGAGGUUUUAUAUAUUAAGCUUCUUAAUAGUGGGCAAGCAAGUCUACCACCAGAUGUUGAAUUUCUCACAAGUCUCAAGGCCUAAUCAUUUAUGCAUGCAAUACAGUAUUCGCAGCAGAUGAGUGGGUAGACCUUGCUUCCUGAAUAACUCAUAAGAGGGUAAAAAUAAUGAGCUUGAUCUUAGAAAUCAGUUUUCAGCUUUUACCACUAUGGGAGACCACAGUUCUAGGUAUUGCAAGUAAAAUUAUCUAACACAACACAAGUGCAAUAUAUUGACAACUUCCAUAGUGAUCAUCAUAUUAUUUCUUGAAAAUAUUUGCUGAUGACAGUUUGCAAAAUGUAGUAACUGCUGGCUGCCAGGCCCUGUAGCGGGAAACUUAUUAAACCUCAGAGAAUUCCUAAACUAUUUGUCACACUCCGGUUUCGUCUGGAUAAGUUGAACGAAGACCCCAAACAACAAAUGGUGACACGUUACCAGAGAUUAACGGGGUAAAAGAAGGAGCUGUGUGCACAAACCCCAUAGAAAUUAACAGGGGCCACGCAAAGACAUAAUUCUUGCCUUGUUCCAGUGGGGCUUGUGCUGGGGUCAUUCCUUCCCCAGUGCGCCCCUUAGUCUUAACACUGGAUUAUUCAUGUCACUUCAGGAAAGAUUCCCACGUCCCUCGUGUGCGUGCUCUCUUUGUCAGUGUGUGUCUGGAAGAGAGUCACUCUAGUAAUCUAUGUAACCUGCAUUAGCAGGGUUUUUCCGUAUUCAGUAAAGGUUGCUUUACUUAUACGAAUUAAGGAAAACGUCUCUCAGGUUUUUGUUAGGUUGGACCAGUGUCAACAUUGACAAUAUAAUCUAAUAGUCUUGUGUCAAUGCUCAUGUAGUAGCCACUGGAAGCUUGUUUUGUUGUUUCACGCAGCAAAUUCGAUAGCGUUGGCAAAUCAAGUAUUGUUUGUCUGAAGGCAGCACUCUCCCUUGUGAAACCACUUUCAGUUUAGAUUUGGACUACUUACGGAGAAGGCUAUGAACUGCUAGGGUCAUGCAUUAGGACUGAAUUGGCAGUCGUCCUUUUCAAGCAACAUACGCUGAGGAGUGUGGAAGGCAUCAUAAAGGCAGAGCAGAAAUGAGCCUGCAAGCCCUACCCAUUCACGACUGCCAAAACACACGUGGACUUUGGCCCUGUGACUGGAAAUGUUAGGGACAGUGGCAUUCCUGAUCACAGGGAAGGAACCUGCACAUACGCUUUGUGCACACA
This is a messenger RNA of Eublepharis macularius, 3980 nucleotides long. It is a transcript of the gene DGKE, whose product is annotated as diacylglycerol kinase epsilon. The record is from RefSeq and is a predicted model, not a curated record. Gene Ontology annotation, molecular function: ATP-dependent diacylglycerol kinase activity. Lineage: Eukaryota; Metazoa; Chordata; Lepidosauria; Squamata; Eublepharidae. Bases 412 to 2133 code for a protein of 573 amino acids. The transcript has 11 exons.